AUUUAUCGUGGAUGAAACACUUGACUUAAAAAUUAUUGAGUAUGUCAUUCUUAAAAACGUUGCACAUUAGGCAUUUCAGCUCUUUCCAACCGUUAUAUAUUUUAAUUCAAAUGUUUCGUCUGCUGAAAAAAUUGAUUAAAUAGGUGACAGUCGGGCAAGAAUAUUUUCACAGUAGUUUCAGAUAGUUUUUUUUUCCUUUUCUCUCUUUUUUUUUUUUUUAAAUCUAGUAACUUUUCUUUAUAAUCUCUUGUAAAACGAGCUGACUUGCUCUGUUAUAAAUAGAGGGAAUUAUGCGCAAUCCUUUUGUUUAUGGGACAACCGUAAGUUUUUUUAAUGAGCUUCUUUGUAUAGCAUUUAAUAUUUCUAAUGUUAUGUCUGUUUCUGCUUUUUCCUAUCAAAUCUUACAUUUUCCUCCUAUAAAUGUAGGUGUGUAUUUAUCAUGAAUGCAUUGUUCUGGCAUUUACUUUUGUUUACAUACGGUUUGUAACUUCCUUAACGCAUUGUUUCUCCUCUCGAUUUUAUUCCUCAAGGAGUGUUUGAGUGAAGGUGUGUAAUAAAUUUAUUACAUAUAAAUUGUGCGUUUAGUUGAUUUUACAGUUACUUAUACAUAAUUAUUUCUUGAAAAUUAAUGUAUUAUCACUAUUAAUCACAUUAAAUUUAAAAUAUAUUUACACGGUCAAAUAAUAACUUAAUAUUUGCUGAGUCAAAUGAUAGUAUAAGAUGUUCUUUGCUUCGAUUCAGAUUGAUCUACAUAUUUUUCGAGAAUAUAUUUGAAAAUCAAAUUCCUAAAAUGAAAAUUCUCUGAGUGGGUUACAGGGUUGUAACCCUUGUCAGGUUUACAAUAAUCUGGUGCACAUGUACUCUCUUCUGAGAUGUCAACAAAUUGCCAAGAGCCAGUUAUCUGAAAGCUGCCAGAAUUUGAUUAAAGAGUAAGCUUCCACAAAACAUUUAAUACCCAGGAUGUUGGCUGUGAAGAAUGGACGAUAAAAGAGUAGCUGAUUACUUUGUUGUCGCUGGGCUUCCGGAUAAUCCUUCAAAAUUAGAUGAGUUUUCUCGAGAUGGAAUAAGCCCGAAAACAACACAUCCUUUAGUUCCCAUUACAGACAUAACAGUGAUAAUACGUAGCCAAGGGGAGAUUGUACCUAAAGGAUAUACUUGUAUAGAAUAUACUCCUUUUAACUUUACUGCAGAUUUAAAUCAUGGGAGCUUACGAAGUCCUAACAUAUAUUUUUGUUACAAACGAGGAAGGGAUAAGCCACCUUUGGUGGAUGUCGGUGUUCUCUAUGAUGGUAAGGAAAAAGUUAUGGCUGACAGUGAAGUGGUCCUGACCACUCCGUAUGGUCGCUCAGCCAAUGUAAAUAAUAGUGGUUCCAAAACAUUUAUUACAUAUCGCAGAGCAGCUGAAAAUGCACCUUGUAACCAACUAGUUGUCACAGAUAUAUGUGUUAUUUUAGCAAAUAAGGGAGAAAAUCCACCUCAUGCAUUUUGUAAAAUUAAUAAGAAUUUAAAUAAAGGGGUGCUCGGUUCUGAUGUUUAUUUAUGUUAUAAAAAGUCUAUGAAUAGGCCUGAUCUCCUUUGUUACAAACCAGGUAUUAUAGGAAGAUUUCCUUUGGAAGAUUAUGAGACAUUUCCCCUACCUCCAUCAGUUCCUCUCUUCUGUUUACCCAUGGGUGCAACAAUUGAAUGUUGGCCAAAAAAAGCCCAGCAUCCCAAACCUGUGUUUUCCACAUUUGUUCUAACGUCUUAUUCAGCUGAAAAAGUUUAUGGUGCGGCUGUUACAUUUUAUGAAGCUUUUCCAGAAGCCAAAUUAAAUGAUGAAAUGAAGGUACAGUUGAAUUAUGUAACAGAUGAACACAGAAAAAAUAAAUGUUUGCAAAUGAAUAAAUCCAUUUGUCUAUUAUCAAGAUGGCCCUUUUUUGAUACAUUUGAGAAGUUUCUUCGUUAUUUACAUCGAAUGUCAAUUACGGGUCCUCACAGAGUUCCUCUAGAGAGAAUAAUAUCUCAUUUCAUGUUAGAAGUUCCAUUUCCAUCAGUGCAAAGACCUAGGAUUUUAAUACAGUUAUCUGAUUACACAAUAACCCUUGCUCAGCCUGGAGAUACACAGCUGCCUCUUACGGGAGCAUCUUUUAUUCAACUUUUAAGGAAUUUAGGACCUGACAAUUGUCUUAAAAUUCUUCUGUUUGCAUUGACUGAGCAAAAAAUUUUGUUUCAUUCAUUGCGCCCUGAUGUCCUUACGAGUGUUGCUGAAGCAGUAGUCAUGCUAAUAUUUCCUUUCCAUUGGCAAUGUCCAUAUAUACCUCUGUGCCCACUUGGUCUGUCGGAUGUUUUGUGCGCACCAGUGCCAUUUUUAGUUGGUGUCGAUUCUCGAUAUUUUGACCUUUUUGAUCCACCGCAUGAUGUCACUUGUGUUGAUUUGGAUACAAAUUCUAUUUUUAUUUCUGAAGAAAAAAGAGGUCUGAAUGUGAAGCUCUUCCCCAAACGUUCUGCCAGGAUACUACGUAAUACUCUGCAGUCUUUGUAUGAAAAACUGGGAUCCGUUCGUACUAAUGCAUCUUCUUCAUUACUUUUAGCGACUAACUCUGCAUUGAUUGAUUAUGAUUUUAAAGCUAAGAAAAAAGAGCGUCAACUAGAGUUGGAAAUCCAAGAGGCAUUUUUGCGUUUCAUGUCAUCCAUUUUAAAGGGGUAUCGCUCUUUCUUGUUGCCAAUCACAACAGCUCCAACAAUUGGAACAACUGAUCCUAACUCCCUAUUUGAUUUAUCAGGUUUCCUUCGAAGUCGCGAUAAGGCAUAUAGUCGAUUUUAUUCCAUGAUGAUGAAGACUCAAAUGUUUAUUCGCUUUAUUGAGGAACGGUCAUUUGUGUCUGAUAAAGAUGCCAGCUUAGCUUUCUUUGAUGAAUGCACAGAAAAAAUAGAUUCUGCGGAGAGUAGUGAUACUAAAUUUCUUGAAAUUGAUGAGUCUCACAUGAGUGAUCGAACAGUAUUUGUGGCUCCUCCUGAGCCAGUUGGUUUGCCGCCUGGUUUAGAAUAUAGGUAUAAACAAUUUGGAACAUUAAAACCUCAACUGUUUCACAAAAAUCCGGCCAAGUCUCUUUUAAAUUUAAUUGCUCAAGCUAGUCCAAUGCCCAGUAGUCCAAUGGCUCGACGAACUAAGCAGGAAAUAAGAAGUGCUCAAAAAAUUGCAAGAAAACAUUCUGAAACUCCUGUGAUGUGGGCAAAAUGUUUGGUUGGAUAUUGCUUCAGUUUGUGGUUUAUUCAUUUGCCCUCCUUUUUAAAAACUGCAUCUUCCAAAAGCAGUGCUUUGAGGUUAGCAUUUGAUGUUCUUGUGAGAAUGCAGCGGUACAAAAUCAGCCAACCUGAUGAAGUCUGUUACAGAGUGCUGAUGUUGUUAUGUGGAUUAUAUAGUCAGCCAACUUUAGCAGUUAAAGUUUUGUUUGAAAUGAAACGUCAUGGAGUUCAACCAAAUGCCAUAACUUAUGGCUAUUAUAACAAAGCAGUACUGGAAAGCAAAUGGCCUGCAGCUGAUACAAGCAGUACUCUGAUGUGGAAUCGAUUGCGAAAUGUGAUAAUUGGAAUUGCACAGUUUCGGCAAGGGCUAAAAAACAAAGCAAGACGCUCUCUGUCUUUGUGUUCUGAAAGUGAGUUAGAUCGUAUUAGCAGGACAAGUACUGAAAGCAGCAAUCCCGAUGAUGUGACUCUUGUGAGAAUUAGUAAUCCGGCUGAAUUUGUUCCAGAUCUUAUCAAGCUGUCUGAUGAUCAAAAUAACUCAGAUGGUCUUUCAGACAGAGGGUACAGUUCAAUGAACCAUGUGGAUGGAAUAAAACCGUCUCCAGUUCUGGAGACUGUCAUUUCUGAUGAUGUUAAGAAAGAAGAGAAGUCUGACACAGAUGUCACUUCAGAAAGUGAUAAGAGAAAACAAAAUGAUAUAAAAUGUGCUGCUGCAAGAUGUUUAAAAUUCAAAGAAAUAGAUUUCUCAGCUUCUGACGACUUCAGAAGUCGUGUUGGUAGCAUAGUAAAAAGUUCAGCUACAAGUAUUGGCAGUCUUUCACAGCUACAAGACUUUACUGUUGACAGCUGUGCAGGAAUACUCAUGACCAGUAGGACUUCUUUGUUAGAUGAAAUGAAACUAAGUAGCUGGGAACCAGAAACUCGUAGACGACACAAAAGUGCUGGUGAUUGUAAUUGCCAUGCAUCCAGUUAUCAGUUACUCUCUUGCAGCAAUAACUUAAAUGACCCAACAGAUGAAAAUGAACCCAAAGUAUUUUUACGCUCAUAUAGUUUUGGCUGUGAUGCUCAGAUUAUCAAAAAAAUUCGUGCACUAAAAGAAGAUUCUGAACCUCUUGCAAAAUGGAUUGAAUCUCCUUUGAAAAAAGGUUUGUUUGAUAAAAAAAGAGAAGACAAAGAAAAGGUUUCAAAAAAUUUUGGAUUAACUCGCUGUGAUGAAGAACCUGAAAUAGAGCAAGAAGUGUCUUUAUUUCCUAUGGGUCUCAAACAAAGGCCGAAAUCACCGAAUAUUCCUGUUGAAAAGCAAAGAAAAAUAUCUCAAGAGUCAAAGCAUAGUGUAAUAUCCAGUCUUUCCUCUGAGGAUGGUUCUGCUGCAAGUACUAAUGAAGAUAAAAAUGCUAAUGAAGAAACUUCAUCUACUUCAUCUCAAGACUUUUUGUCUUCUACUUUUACACCACUAAAAGAAGCUUGGUUAAAUUUUGGUUUUUCAAAUACCGCAUUACCCCGCGUUGCUUCAAACAUUACAACCACAUUUGGUAAUGUGUAUAGGGAAUCAUUCAGAAGAAAACAGGGAAACAAGGUGUCAAGAAGUUCAACAUUUCAUAGUGGUUCCAGGAAUUCUGUUCCCAAAUUGAAACCUCGGAAAGAAAGUUUGGGUAAUUUAGAUACAAAUGAGAUUGGAAAUAUGUGUAGAUCAUCUACUCUUCCAGUGUCGCCCAGAACGGGACCUAAUUUAGAAAAUGAAAUGUCUGAAUCCCCAGGACGAGCAUUUCCUAUAAGUUCUUCUUCCUUUGGAAUAUCUCGUUUGACAAAUAAACAUUCAGAGGUUUUAUUUGAUAGUUUGAAAUCAGCUGUGACAUCUGUCUCUUCUAAACUGAAUGAAUUUAGAAGUUCCUUGUCAGCAUCAAAUACGCCAACUAGAAUUGCAAAUUCUGUAAGUAGUCAGCAUGAUAUAGAUCAGUUAGUGUUGUAUGAUGACGGAGAAUUUGGUGGAUUAUCAUCUGAUGGUCAUCGUAUUAAUAUGGACUCUCCAAAUUUUACCAGUUAUAGCGAUUCUUUAUUUGGAAUUGAACCCUGUAGCAGAGAAAGGUCCUGCAGGAAUAGUUUACCUCAUGUUGAGAAUGAAGUACUGCCACUAAGUCAUAUUGGAUAUGUUGCAAGAUAUAAUGGCAGAAAUAAUGAAAACCUGAAAUUCAAAAAGAAAAAUAAUAACGUUGAAUGUAGUAUAUUACAUGGUUAA
Stegodyphus dumicola is the source of this 5461-nucleotide messenger RNA. RefSeq names its product DENN domain-containing protein Crag (gene Crag). The record is from RefSeq and is a predicted model, not a curated record. Gene Ontology annotation, biological process: regulation of Rab protein signal transduction. Gene Ontology annotation, molecular function: protein binding. NCBI's taxonomy places the organism in Eukaryota, Metazoa, Arthropoda, Arachnida, Araneae, Eresidae. Gene Ontology annotation, cellular component: cytoplasmic vesicle.